This is a messenger RNA of Cadophora gregata, 4974 nucleotides long. RefSeq lists its product as uncharacterized. The transcript has 4 exons. The record is from RefSeq and is a predicted model, not a curated record. Lineage: Eukaryota; Fungi; Ascomycota; Leotiomycetes; Helotiales; Ploettnerulaceae. Bases 1798 to 3915 code for a protein of 705 amino acids.
AGGGGGGUGAGGAUGGAGAGGGAGAGGGAGGGAUGAGUGCUGAUGGUAGGUGGUUUGAGAUUUGAUUGAAGCUAUUUGCGAGGUUCUUGAGGUCUUGGUUUUGGUUUCUUGUGAGAGUCAGGUUGAAGUUGAAGGUGGAGAGUGUGGUCCCUGUAGAGAUGUGGAUGUUUUGCAUGUUGCCCUUACAAGCUUGCCUUUUCUCCGCAUAUUUACAGAUUCCAAGUCAAGUUUCUGUGGAAUUUAUGCAAUUUUUUCUCCGCAUAUUUACACGUGUCAGAUUUCUGUGGAGCAUUCCUUCUGCUUCCCCUGCAGAUAUACUCGUAUAAAUGCUUGGUAUCGGCUUUCACCCUCCUUCGAGCGCAGGAAGUGGAGAUGCAGAUAUACGACUGCUCCACUCUACAAAGAGGGGUGAAGACCCAUGCCUCGAGCCCGCAGCUUUACAUUCUUCUUCUUCUCGGAAUCAUCCUUCACAUCUACGUUCCUUCAUCUUUUCAUUUACCCUUUUGAGCUUAUCUACUCUGCAAAACUCGACAGAGAAGAAUCGCUAACAUGCCAUCCUCUCUCUCACAGUCCAUCCAGCUGCUCAAAAUGCGCCGAAAACUUCCAGCUUGAAAGGCGAGGAAUCCGAGACUGAAGCAACCAAAGCGGGAAAGAAAACGAAAGCGGACAAUGGCCUGGGUGUGCCUAGUUUACCGUUGAGGUUCAGGAGCGAGCCGGAGCCGUUCUGGGAUUCGAGUGAGUGUUGUUUGAUUCAUGCGGAUAUCAUGGCAUUGCCUGAUCUGUCUCCCUCAUCGAAAAACAACGAAGAUGAUCCCUGGGAUACAGGCAUCUAUAUGAACCCUUAUGUCCGCACCUCAUACUCCGCCAGCACACACCGACAUAUCUGGCUUGCGAAACGAUUCGAGAGAUUAUUCUCGCCUGUCCAGAGAGUGUUGAAUUAUUGGGCGGGGAUGCCGAGGUGGAAUUAUAGACGGAUGGAGAAGGAGGGAGAGAAGGUUAGGGAUCGGUUGUGGAUUUCGGUGCAUUCGAAUUUGACUGAGGUGGAGGCAGUUAGGAGGGCGGAGGAGGGGUGGGGGUUUGAUAAUGACGAUGAUGAUGAUGGGUCGAGUGAGAACGUGCAAGUGACUGUGAAGAAACAGGUAGAGAGUGUAGUGGAAAAGAGAGAAACCCUAGGAAAGGUUCGAGGGAAGGAAUACUGGGGGAAUGAGGGGUACUACGUUGAUUACGAGAGGACAGCGAAGCGGGGUGGCUAUUGUGGUGUAAGGCAGCUGCUUGUCAUGAAGGAGGAGAAGGUGGUGGAGGGAGAGGGGAAUUGGGAUAAUCUGCUGGAUAGAGUGCCGCCUGUUGAUAUCUGAUGGCAGGAGCGGGCUUCGUCUUUUGAUUGCACCUCUGGGGUUAAUGAGCGGCAUUGGGAUGGCGUUGAAUGGAUACAUGGAUUGUCUGAGAGGCAUGGCAUUAUCUGGUGUUGAGAUGGUUGUAUUGAACAGAGACCUGCUCAUCAUCCCCUAGGAUGGAUUUUUUCAGGUGUAGAACAGAAGCCUUAUUGCGCAAUGUUUAUCAUUCCUUCGGGUUCGCUUAGAGUCGCGCACUACUUCUACCAGAUGGGUUCUUCUGACUAAACAUCUCAAGCACAUACGAUGAUUACCUUUGAUAGAGCUAGUCUCGUUGUAGGCGUGAGGCUGAGAGCUUUGCCACCUGCCUCCAGAGCGGAUCUUCGCAUUUCACCGUCCUCAUAUUCUUCUUCACCAGGUGCCUCCGAAUCGCAAAGACUCAUAAGAACAAACCGACCGCUUGAUCAUGUCUGCCUCAGUGGAUGCUCAUACACCCGACUACGGUUAUGUAUACACUCCUCUUGAUGUUGCCUUGUUGGAUGAAAUUCGACUGAUCAGGCUGUGGCCUGGGCCGAUUCACGAGGAAGACAUCCGGCUCGAAGUCUUCCAUGAGAUAGCCUCUGCGAAGCCACAGUAUGAAGCUUUAUCAUACGCCUGGGGAUGUUCAGACCUCACGGACAUUGCACUUGUUUGCGAGGCGGUUGCAUGUCGCGGAAAGCGAAAGGAUCGCAGGCUCCUCGAACAGACGAUGGAUGAAUCAAUACCCACGUCCAAGCUGGGAAUCGCCCACAACCUUGCCGUUGCACUACGGCAUCUCAGGUUUCCGGAUAGAGAACGGAUCCUAUGGGUAGAUGCCAUUUCCAUCAACCAGAGGGACGAUACAGAAAGGAGUAGAGAAGUCCUGAAGAUGGGAGCGUUGUAUCGUAAUGCGAAGGGAGUUGUUGUUUGGCUUGGACCUAGUUUGGAUGAUAGUACUCUUGCUUUAAAGACCUUGGCUCGGCUAGGGGCGGAUGUGAUCUACCAUAAUGAUAAAAUGACGGUCGGGUUUCGUUCUGCGGCCUCAUGGGCUGAAUUUCUGGCAGAAGAUGAACAAGCUUUACGUGCACAAUCCCCCAGUUGGGUGGCCAUUGGACGUCUCCUGCGAAGAGAGUGGUUUAAAAGACUUUGGGUAUUCCAGGAAAUUGCAUUAGCCUCGUCCUCUAUUGUUCUUGCCGGUGAAUACUUUAUCGACUGGGAGCUUUUCAGACUUGGACUUUAUUGGGUAUGGUUGAUGAUCAACAACAUUAACCGUAUACCGGAUGCACCAAACAUUGACAAUCCCGGUACGAAUUGUGUGUUCGGGCUCUUAGAGAUCUCUGAUAGGAACGCGACGAUACGGACAACCCUAAUAAAUGCCUUAUCCUUGACCAAGAGAGUAUUAUGCUUCGAUGAACGGGACCGACUCUUUGGCAUCCGCGAAAUUCUCAUCGUCAAUGAACGAAAGUACAUCGAACCUGACUACUCCUUGGACACUGAAGAAGCUUUUACAGCCACAACAAUGUCAUGGAUCAACGACUAUGGCAGACUGGAUAUCCUAAAAUUUUGUGUACUGCAAAGCCCAUUUUCAGACCUGAAAUUGCCUUCUUGGGUUCCUGAUUUUUCCUUUCAAGGUCGUCCAGAGCAGAUCAUGUAUACUCGGGCCGAUGGCUUUGCCUACCCUAACCAUUCCAUCGAUAAUGGAGCAGUUCUCACUGUUUAUGGCGUGAAAGUGACGGAGGUUACACAAGUCGUGGCGAAGGAACUCACCAGGGAGAGCACAGAUAUGGAGCUCCUUGGCGUGUGCUGUGCAUGGAGGCAAUAUUUUUCUCAUUGGAAUGUAGAAGCAGCGGAUGAGUCAACGGGGGAUGCAUUCGUGGAAGCGGUAAUGGGUGGAAGAAUACAAGAGAUGACACCAAUAAACCUGGGCGUGUUUCCGAGUCAUGAAGUCUGCAAACAAAUUUUGAGGGAAGCUGGAGAAGAAUUUGGAGAAGCGAGACAAGGCUGUUUAUCGAAAGGACCCGACAGAGACCUUGUGAUAGAAAAGCUUCGGUAUAGUGUAUUUGGCCGUGCAAUGUUUAGUACCGCAGUAGGGACGUUGGGAAUGUGUCCGAACUCUGUGCAAUGCGGGGAUAUCAUCGUAGUUGUUUUGGGGUGUAAUGCACCUCUCGUGUUGCGUCCUCAGCCAGAUGGAGUGGAUACUUUCAAAGUCGUCGGAGAAUGCUAUGUUCCAAGUUUCAUGAAUGCAGAAGCACUUCUCGGACCACUUCCCCCGGGAUGGACCAAGCGAAAAUUGGUCUCCAAAUACUUGGGCCUCAUAAUGAUGUACGAGCAAGGACAAACCAAGACCCAGGAGGAUCCUAGAACAGCUAGUUUCCCGUCAGAUUGGAGAAUUAUGUUUGGGACACGCGAGAAUCCGCUCGAGGUUGAGCCAGAAGAUGAGAACGAUUGGGAAUUCAGGUGGUUCGAGAAUAUGAAAACGGGUGAGCAAACCGCUUUCAAUCCAGCGAUUACUCCUUCGCUGUUGAAGGAAAGGGGCGUCGAUAUACGGCAGCUUAGACUUAUCUGAAGCUAUGGACCUCUAUACAGCUCAGCUGAAAGGAUAUGAUAUCACUUGGAUAUGAACGUGGGUUCUCAUCUGUAUCGUUGCUAUGCGUUGAUGGAUGUCAGUGCCGAGGGAUUUUGGAGAGAAGUAAAGAGGAUAACUUUUGGUCACAAGAUCUCUUGAACACGCUGGAUUUUUUUUCUACGACAUGCUACAAUCGGCAUAUUGCAAGCACGAGAUGACUGCGGAAAUGUUCCACAUGUGGUGGUGGGGUACAGGGUUUGUUAAACAGAUUUCGAGCCUUGGGAUUGGUUUCUUUGGAAACCCAGACUAGUAGCGCUGCUUUUGUUCUUGUCCUCUCUAUGAAUUCUCCAAGCAGUAUCAGUGACUGUCAUAGAUUUGUAGCACUUUCGAAUAUAGAGCAAUCAGGCUCCAAAUGUGCUUACCUACUUUCACUUGAAGAUAUUGCUAGGUGCGUUGCAUGAGAAAAUCUUAGAACAGUAACAGAUUCUGUGUCCUGCAGUUAAUUUAUUUACCAGGGGUUUCCGUCGAGUUAUGAUCUUUGUGUCAAUAAAUACAAUCAAGUGUCGUGUUUUUACACCAAGAUCUAACGGUAACAAUAUCAAGAUACAAAAGGCCUGUCGAAAUCUAGCCCUGAAUGUGAAUAUGCACCCAAACCUAUCGGAGACAUGUCCCCUCACCGCUGGUCGUACAGCCAAUGCGCUUCGAGCGCGUACAGCGCAAUCAUCGGUUGAGACACUCGGGACGUAACGCUGUAAAUGUUGGCAUCGGGCCGCCAUCGCCGCCGAUGUCUGAGAAAGUUGCAGCCUUUUCGGGAGCGUAUUCGGCUCGGCGAACCAAAGGACUUUGGCCAACAUAUUCAGUACUUUGUUGGAAAUGCAUGCUGGCACAGGCGGGCCUUGGAAGUUGGAAGUGACAGCUGAAGAAUUGGCUGGCUGCAUCAAAAAGCAGGUAAGCGCCGAUCUUGACACCCUUGCCACAUGUCGGUGAAAUUAGAACGAGGUUCUUGCAUGAUCAUGGCGGGUCUCUUGGCGAAUCGAUGUAUGCCCGUUGUUGUAACAG